GCUUUUUGUUCGAUUGACCGACGAAGUUGCUCGAAAAGAAAUCGUCAGUUGCUUUACCUUCCGCUUGGUGAAACCGAAUUUCCGUGAGGUGUGACUCAUUUCACUCGGUUCAUCCACCCUUAGUGUGUGCCAGAGUCAGCUGCCAGAUACAGGAGCACCCGUGGUUCGACAUAAAACCAGUAAAGUGAUGCACAUGUAUCGAGAUCAUGUGCGCCAGAAGACGUUGCAGGAUUGGAAAUUCUGGAUAUUUUCGCACUUGACGGAUCCUCUGGCCGAAUCUUUCAACAACUCCGUUUCAACCGCGUCUUUGGAUGACUUGUUCCGCACUACGUCUUCAUGGGCUGAGCAACAUUGCGCCCUUGUUGCCUUGCGUCCCAGUGUUUUGGCGUCUCUGAGGCAGCUGAGCACAAACACGAGCAUCUUGUCGAAUCCGUUGAAGUUGGCGGAAGAAGCAGCUGAUGCGGUAUCGAAACAGGAGGUGCACGAGGCAUCAAACUCAAGUUAACCGAUGCGUUCCCACAUUGAAGGGGAAGAAGAAGUUACGGAGGAAACCUUUUUUUAUUAUUUCAAGACGCGUUUGAUUAUUUGUUUUUAUUAUAAUUUUUUCCUUCAACGAAAGCACUUGCCAGGAUACAAGAAAGGAUAUAAAAAUCCGUCUGCGUUCAUGUGAACGUUUGUUAACCGCGUUCCUUGAUUGGUGAUGCGAGAGAGCGAGAGUUGGAAGUGCAAUAUGCGGAUGUUGAUUGUAUUCAUGAGUAGUCAUUUGGUUUUUUUUUUCGUAUGAAAGAGGUACCAAAUUUUUUUUUUUACAUUUUAUUCGGGGGUUCGGGGUUUCUUUUGUGAAACGGAAAGGCGGGUGCCAGUGUGUUGCCGGAUUGUGAGAUACCUUUCAUUCGUUGGUUGAUUGCGUG
Messenger RNA from Notodromas monacha, 911 nucleotides. Lineage: Eukaryota; Metazoa; Arthropoda; Ostracoda; Podocopida; Cyprididae. The record is from the annotation of a GenBank genome assembly.